Molecule: messenger RNA, 5085 nt
Organism: Nilaparvata lugens (brown planthopper)
Lineage: Eukaryota; Metazoa; Arthropoda; Insecta; Hemiptera; Delphacidae
Product: zinc finger protein 184
Exons: 4
Coding region: 90-1592 (500 amino acids)
Cellular component (GO): nucleus
Molecular function (GO): histone methyltransferase activity; protein binding
Source: RefSeq, a predicted model, not a curated record
GCAACACUAACAAAAUUUUAAAAAUUCCUGUUUCAGUUUGUGAUGUGUGCGGUAGAGAAUGGUUCAAGCAAUGUAAUGUCCAUGGAAAAAUGAUGACAAUACCAGAUAUUCCGGUGAAUAGGAAAAAGGCUGGAUACAACUACGCCAAAGAAACAACUCCUAGAAUCCUGGGAGUGGCACAGUCAAAGAUUGCGAAUGCUGGAAAAGGAGUCUGGACAAGGGACAUGAUCAAAAAUCAGAUUCAGUUCGGACCUUACCAAGGCCGAACGGGCAAAGGAAACCCUAAAGAUCCCAACUAUGCAUGGCAGCUGAAAGAAAUGGCUGGUGGGUUGAACUACAUUGAUGCCAGUGAUGAGAGAUACAGUAACUGGAUGCGCUAUGUGAACUGCGCAAGAAAUAUAAAUGAAAUGAAUCUGAUGGCAUAUCAGUUUGAGGGCGGCAUCUAUUACAGAACUUUUCGUCUGGUUGCUCCUCAUGAAGAGCUGUUUGUCUUCUAUGGAGAACAGUUUGGCUGUAGUCUCGGCAUUGAUGUCAAGAACUUCAGGAAUCCCACAUUAACUAAUGAAAAAGAUGUCAGCUUCUACUGCGCAGAGUGUAACUCAGUCUUCACCUCACCGCUCUACUUGGAGCAGCACGAAAUGACCUGUCUACUGGGACGGCCACCAAGCAAGAAACCGAAACUCCUUCAUGCUACACAAACUACUGUGACCACAGUUGCACCACAAAGCAAGAACCACGGUUGCACCACGGCAUCUAAUCAAACAUCGAACCCAAUGAUGAGUGUAAGCAACGUUCAGGAACCUCUCUCAUUCACUGAUGGCACCUCAAACGAACAACACCUCUCAUUGAAUGAGGGUUCGACUUAUGGUGCCAAAGACAAAAAACUGAUAGAGUUAUCAGGUGAAAAGGGUGUCAAUAGCCACCUAUGUAAUAAGACUUAUUCCAAAAAGUGUAGAGAGCAUGAGAAUGUAAGGCCAUUCAAGUGUAGUGAUUGUGAUAAAGCUUUCCCUAGUAAUGCAAGACUUGACCGACAUUUUAAGUCAGUUCACUUGAAAGUGUGCUUGUUCAAAUGCAAUAUGUGCCAUUAUAAGUGCUCACAAAAUGGUGAUUUGAAAAAGCACAUGGAUGCUGUGCAUUUGAAUAUACGUAGAUUUGAAUGCAAUAUGUGCGACUAUAAGUGCUCAUGCAAUGGUCAUUUGAAACAACACAUGGAUGGUGUGCAUUUGAAUGUACGUAAAUUUGAGUGCAAUAUGUGUGACUAUAAGUGCUCACGAAAUGGUGAUUUGAAAAAGCACAUGAAUGCUGUGCAUUUGAAUAUACAUAAAUUUGAAUGCAAUAUGUGUGACUAUAAGUGCUCAGAAAAUAGUAAUUUGAAAAAGCACAUGGAUGCUGUGCAUUUGAAUGUACGUAAAUUUGAAUGCAAUAUGUGCGACUAUAAGUGCUCACAAAAUACAGAUUUGAAAAGACACAUGGAUUCUGUGCAUUUGAAUGUACAUAAAUUUGAAUGCAAUAUGUGCGACUAUAAGUGCUCACGAAAUGAUCGUUUGAAAAAGCACAUGGAUGCUGUACACUUGAAUGUAUGUAAAUUUUAAUAUAAUAUGUGCGACUAUAAGUGCUCAGGAAAUGGUGAUUUGAAAAAACACAUGGAUGCUGUGCAUUUGAAUAUACAUAAAUUUGAAUGCAAUAUGUGUGACUAUAAGUGCUCACGAAAUGGUGAUUUGAAACAACACAUGGAUGCUGUGCAUUUGAAUGUACGUAAAUUUGAAUGCAAUAUGUGUGACUAUAAGUGCUCACGAAAUGGUAAUUUGAAAAAGCACAUGGAUGCUGUGCAUUUGAAUAUACAUAAAUUUGAAUGCAAUAUGUGUGACUAUAAGUGCUCACGAAAUGGUAAUUUGAAAAAGCACAUGGAUGCUGUGCAUUUGAAUGUAUACGUAAAUUUGAAUGCAAUAUGUGCGACUAUAAGUGCUCACAAAAUGUUAAUUUGAAAAAGCACAUGGAUGCUGUGCAUUUGAAUGUAUGUAAAUUUGAAUGCAAUAUGUGUGACUAUAAAUGCUCACGAAAUGGUGAUUUGAAAAAACACAUGGAUGCUGUGCAUUUGAAUAUACGUAGAUUUGAAUGCAAUAUGUGCGACUAUAAGUGCUCAUGCAAUGGUCAUUUGAAACAACACAUGGAUGGUGUGCAUUUGAAUGUACGUAAAUUUGAGUGCAAUAUGUGUGACUAUAAGUGCUCACGAAAUGGUGAUUUGAAAAAGCACAUGAAUGCUGUGCAUUUGAAUAUACAUAAAUUUGAAUGCAAUAUGUGUGACUAUAAGUGCUCAGAAAAUAGUAAUUUGAAAAAGCACAUGGAUGCUGUGCAUUUGAAUGUACAUAAAUUUGAAUGCAAUAUGUGCGACUAUAAGUGCUCACAAAAUACAGAUUUGAAAAGACACAUGGAUUCUGUGCAUUUGAAUGUACAUAAAUUUGAAUGCAAUAUGUGCGACUAUAAGUGCUCACGAAAUGAUCGUUUGAAAAAGCACAUGGAUGCUGUACACUUGAAUGUAUGUAAAUUUUAAUAUAAUAUGUGCGACUAUAAGUGCUCAGGAAAUGGUGAUUUGAAAAAACACAUGGAUGCUGUGCAUUUGAAUAUACAUAAAUUUGAAUGCAAUAUGUGCGACUAUAAGUGCUCACAAAAUGGUAUUUGAAAAAGCACAUGGAUGCUGUGCAUUUGAAUGUACGUAAAUUUGAAUGCAUAUGUGUGACUAUAAGUGCUCACGAAAUGGUAAUUUGAAAAAGCACAUGGAUGCUGUGCAUUUGAAUAUACAUAAAUUUGAAUGCAAUAUGUGUGACUAUAAGUGCUCACGAAAUGGUAAUUUGAAAAAGCACAUGGAUGCUGUGCAUUUGAAUGUAUACGUAAAUUUGAAUGCAAUAUGUGCGACUAUAAGUGCUCACAAAAUGUUAAUUUGAAAAAGCACAUGGAUGCUGUGCAUUUGAAUGUAUGUAAAUUUGAAUGCAAUAUGUGUGACUAUAAAUGCUCACGAAAUGAUGAUUUGAAAAAGCACAUGGAUGCUAUGUGAACUCUUUCCCACUGUCGUUUUUUGUUUAGAGUGGGUUUGGAACUCCCUCACUCUAUACGGUAUUUUGCCCGGCGCCAAUCAAUUACUAUGAAUUGAUAAAAUAAUUACUUUACUGUAACUUCACUCACUGAACUAUUAAUAGUAUUGAAGAAAAAGAUAAAAAGAGAUAGAUCAGGGUCGUGUGUAAGGGAAUGUACGAAGUGAAAGGCAAAACAAAGGUUAAUUAUGAAUUUAUUAUUGAACUUUAAAUUUAUAUGAAUUUAUAAAAAAUUGAUCAAAAAUAUAGUAAUGAUUAGAAAUAAAUACAAGAUGAUCAAGUUUUCGAAAAUAUUACAGUUCAAGUUUAAUUUUAUACAACAAAAUUUGACAAACAGUUCCUAUUUUAACAGGUUACUUGAAAAGUAAGUUAUAAAAUCAAAAUAUUGAACAACUCUAGUUAAAAAUAUGAUUAUAGUCAAAAAUAAGAGAAUUGAUAAAUUUUAAAGAAUGAAUAUGAUUAGGGGAGCCUUGCUUUAAAAAACUUUUAUUUGUGCUUACAAGAGAAUUUCAACUGUAAGCUUCAAGAAAUUAAUUAAGAUUGUGUCUUUAGAUAUGAAUUUAAAAAGAAGUAAUAAUUGAGUUUGCUCUUUACUAUAAUUCAAAUAUAAAUUUAAAUUUACUAUAAUGUUUAUUAUGAUAUAUCAUUUUAAACUAUGGCUCCCCUUCAUUUAAAUUUGGCUCCCCUUCAAUAAUAAAUACAUUAAAUGAACAAAAUACAAUGUCAUACAGUACAUAAUUACAAUUGAAUUGAAUAAAUCAAAUUAAUAAGAUACCAAUUAAUUACUACUUAAUUAAUUAAGCAGGUUUCUUAUACUCAUUGUCAACAUGUUUCAAUCAAAUAUACCUAAUUUAUUCUAUUUACAAAUUUGUCCUUAGCCUAUGAAUUCGGAUUCAACUAACUUAAUUAUCUUAUAAUAUUUAUUAAAUUAUAAUUCAUUGUACAACAUUAUAUUUGUUGAAUACUUUAUACAUAUAGCCUAAUCUACUUGACGCCCUAGUUUUUAUAAACAUGUACUCGUUUCAUAUUUAUGGUUUUAUGUGAUCACCAUUCAAAUAAUUGAUCAUCAAAUAAUUACUUCAAUAAUAUUCAUAUGCUAACCACGUGGUAAAAUGGUAGCAUAUGCUAACCACGUGGUAACGUUGUAAACUACAUAUCUAUAUUUACUUCUCUCCUAACUAUAUAUCUAUAUUGCUAUACACAAUCUUCAUUUACCUGUCAUCAACUUAUGCUAUAGAUAUAUACAAGGGUUAACACAAAACACAGUGGGCCAUGUGGUUUCUAUUGUAGACGUGUCUGUGACUGAUGUUUAGAAUACUGUUAAGUUUCUAGGAAAGAAUGAUUUUGUUUCAAACUAUUUUGAAAAGAAUAAUGACCACUGUCGUCUGGCUUGGUAGGCUAUUCAAAUGCAUUCUCUAUAGUUUCGAGAAACGGUUCUUUUUAUUAUUCUAGCUCAUCUAGCGUUCAUAUUCUUACAAUGCAAUAUGUGCAGAGCACGUGUUACAACAAAUAACAGAAGUCUUCAAUUUUUAAAUUUUAGGAGAGCACGUGGUCGCCAUUUGUGGCUCAUGUGCAUUUGAAUGUACAUAAAUUGUAAUGCAAUAUGUGCGACUAUAAGUGCUCACGAAAUGGUGAUUUGAAAUAACACAUGGAUGCUGUGCAUUUGAAUGUACGUAAAUUUGAAUGCAAUAUGUGUUACUAUAAGUGCUCACGAAAUGGUGAUUUGAAAACAAGUGAAACAAAAACAUUCUUAUAAUGUUAUAACCAAUUAUAAUCUUAACUAAUUUAAAAAAUAUUCAACAAAUGUUUUCUUUUAUUUUAAUAUUGAAAUAAUGGGCUCUCCCAGAAAAGCUAAUGCUUGAGCUCUGGAAGAGAGUUCAAAAAUCUUAAAAGUAAUUAGGAUGGAUGUCAAUUUAAUUAGUACCAGAAGAAACAAUAUGCAAUAUAAACACUAGAAUAUAAAUGUAUGUACAAUAUAACAAUGUAAGCACUAGAA